Molecule: messenger RNA, 3427 nt
Organism: Ornithodoros turicata
Lineage: Eukaryota; Metazoa; Arthropoda; Arachnida; Ixodida; Argasidae
Exons: 9
Coding region: 1299-2885 (528 amino acids)
Source: RefSeq, a predicted model, not a curated record
AGGCCGAGAACAAGACGGCUGUAGAGAGUUUUUUUCUUUCGUUAGGCAUUCGAAGUAGUCAAGCCUAUGCAGCACUCCUUCAGGUACUUCUGGAGCACUACGCACCGAAGCGAUUGCUCAUGUUCCACGGCAGAUGUCAGAAACAGGGUACAUGUUGUCUUCCAGCUCCGUUUUCUGAACAGCGACUAUUGGAGUACCCCACAUCUUACCCUCCAGUAUAGUGUGCUUAGAUGAAUGGAUGGGUGACAAGUCUUUGGAUAAAUAGCGUUCCACUGCUUUCUGUCAACAAAAAGCUCAAACGUGGAUUUAGCGUCACGUAGUGAGAGCAUGGGAGAAAAAAGAAGACACCUGUCUCAAGCCAACACGACUGCUGGUUUCCACGGCCUACCCGCCACCAAGGAGACCAGACGGGUAGGCAUGUUCAACAAUGCCAUUGAGACAGAGCCUCGGAUCGUCCCACUAAUUGCGCAAGAGUGUACAGCACAAAGAAAGACACUGGUGCACGUAGAGGACUCCACUAGAGCAGAAGAGGACAUUCGACCAGAAGAAAAUCCACGUCGAUGCCAGGCCCACGGACCAACUCCACGCCGAAUCCACGGCGUAGGGACCACUUCGAGGCCGGUGGCCUCCCAUCCCUGAAGCGUACCGCAAACACUGUCUCGCGAUCAUGCGGUGAUGACCCCGUCACGCGGUGUCACGUGACCCUACAAAGCCACUGACGGACCUACACGGUGCUUGGCCCUGUUAGGCUACCGCGUCAAAGCGGCAAUGCAACAACAAAUAAUGUUAUGGGAGCGUGACUUUCUUUUGUCUCCUUUCCUCAACGACGUUUCUGGCAAGACUCCCUAUAUUUGGUGACUAUACUUCGGCCAAUGGGACACACGAAAUCGCGGAACAAAUGCCUGUUAGACCGCAUGAACUUUCAUGAAGGAAAACAUCCCGGGAUCUACAUUUCAAAACUCCCGGGCCGACACCUGGUAACGUCAGAAGGUAUAUCCCAUUCACCUUCUCCUCCACGAAGCUCCGCCUCCUAACCGGAAGAGCAAGCAAGAAAGUAAAGCGCCAGCCAGCAAUUUUGCUUAUUUCGCAGCGUGGUCGGCGGCGAGGUCCGUCUGGUUCAGUUGUCGUCUGUCUGCGGUGCUCGAAACGUCGUCGCGCUCAACGGAUUUUCCUCGCAUCCACUGUCGUCCAAUCCAAGUCGGCCAAGCCAAGCACAUUUUCGACAGGUGGCCCGUGUGCAACAAUGUGUCUGCUUUGGAGCGGUUUUGUUUAGAGACACCGGUGCAAAAGAGCAAAGGAUGCUCUCGCAACUAUGUAGAGCUCAACUGUGGCCCAAACCAAGCAGAAAGUGGAACCGCCGUUUCUCACGUGGCAUUCAGCGCAAGCUGGGACCAGGACACAUCAAUGCACCCAACAUAGUGCAUUUCAACUGCAGCACCAACAACUUGCAAGGGAUUCCCGACCACUGUUCAGACUACGGGGGAGAUUCGAGUUGCUGCAGUGAUGAAGAAAAUGACUGCUCCUCUGGUGGCUUUGAUGACACCUGCAGCGAAUACAGUUGUUCUACUUCAAUGCCCCUCGACAGAGAAUGCUGCUGUUGCUGUCAAGUAGCUGAAAAUCCAGCCUACGGACUCUCCACGCUGGAGCCACACAUUCCGCAAUUCAGCGCAGCAGAAGACAAAGUCUCGGCGAAUAACAUCACAAACCAUCAGCACCAGGCCGAGAACGAAUACAUUCCGCUGUGGAACACGAGACAACAGCCGAGUCGAGAUAAGAUAUUCAAAAUCAUCCCUCCAAAAGAAGAAGAAAGCAGGUUGCUCCAGUCACAGGAUCUGCACUCCGCGCCUCACAGCUUGACCGCACCGAGGAUCACCGACAGCAGAAAGACGACGAGGCUAAGAGGCGUUCUAAGCGAGCGAGAUUCGCCUUCCGCGUUCCGCGUCGUGACGCCCAAGUCGGACAAGAUCGCGGCACAGAAUGUGUCAAAACCACAAUGCCUGAAGAAUGUACCAGCGAAUCAUCCUCUGAGUGUAAGGGUGAUGCAGAGCACACCAAAGCGCCAGGACAAGGCGGAACAGCUGUCGCGGAAGACACAGCGGGCUAGGGCGUACCCGACAAAGUUAAAGCGAUUUUCGGUGUGCGAUGCGGAUGAAACGUUGCGGAAGGCUUCAAAGGAAGAUCCUGCUCAGGUGCCCAUGGUUGUGAUGCAAUGUGCGAGGCUCCACCUCAGUCUCAGUUCGAAUCCACCCUUCCAACAGAUGUCGCUCCCCAUGGGGACCCUGGUGACCGCACUCUUCCGCGAUGAGGACUGGAUCUGCGUGCAGACGCCUCACGGUGUCAAAGGCUACCUGUUCUACACCAACUGCACGCCGCUCGGGAUUUUACCGGCGUCGACGAAGCUAGAGCCUUGGGAAACACCGUACGGUGCAAACAGACAUCUACUGAAGAGAUUGGAUGAUGAAGCUGUCCUGAGGAAUCAAAACCAAAACAGAUCGGAUAUCGACACACAAUCUGCGAAGAAAUCAAACGUACGGCUGCAAGCGAGGAACAGAGAAAAUGGCGCUGCCAGGAUAAAAUAUGACAACAGGGUUAGGAGGACUGGGAGCAGUGGAAUAAAGCAGCCGAGGAUGGCACAUCCAUCGAAAACUAACGUCGAAAACGUAAGGGCUACGCUGCAGAGAAACCUGUCCAGCCAGAAGGCAGCUCACGAUACGGACACGGACCAAGAAGCUAAGAAAAUCCUGGAGAAAAAUAUAGACAAGCUCAUAUCGUCGGUCAGGACAACAAAACCCAAAGAUGACUGCUCAGAUAUGGCUAUGCAGCUCAAAACACUACGGAUAGAAAGCAUACCAACUGAAGAACGUAAUGGAAUGUCAAACGUCUAGAUCCACGUUCUUCUCUGUCCGUGGUGGCUCUCAGGUUCACUGCCAUACCCUCUCAUUCACCAUAUGUACAUAAGUUUCACUUGUCCUUGUUUCUGUUCUACUUUUUGCACAUCCUCAGGUACCAGGAUCCUAGCAUCUACUGAUGCAGCACUUAUGAUCUGUAUUUAUGUUUUGUACAUACAUUAUUGUGAUUUAAAAAAAAAAAAAAAAACUUGUAUGUUAAUAUGCCACUAGCCAAAACUUACUUGACCACUCUGAUGAAAGAUGCUUUAUUUACAUCGGUGAAGAAUGACGAUGUUAAAAUAUCAGCGAAAAAUCCCUGUACAUAAAGUUUGUACAUACUUCAAUCUUGUAACUUGAUCCUGCUGCACACAGAGCCUAAAAAAAAGAAAAAAAAGAAAACUCAUCAGCACUUAUGCUCAUGAAAGCACACACCAAAAUACUGAGAUGUCAAUAAAAGAAACGUGUUGUCAUUUGAAGUUAUCCUGCUACGACAUUGUGGUGAAAUGUUUUGUGCACGCACCUUGUAGGGUGGAGUGUCA